Drosophila guanche is the source of this 2762-nucleotide messenger RNA. RefSeq names its product ionotropic receptor 93a (gene Ir93a). The coding region runs from base 76 to 2673 and encodes 865 amino acids. Gene Ontology annotation, cellular component: membrane. Gene Ontology annotation, molecular function: ligand-gated monoatomic ion channel activity. NCBI's taxonomy places the organism in Eukaryota, Metazoa, Arthropoda, Insecta, Diptera, Drosophilidae. The transcript has 10 exons. The record is from RefSeq and is a predicted model, not a curated record.
UGUUAUCAGAAAGAGGUUACCUCGUUGACUGAGCUGCCUGGCCGCUCGCAGUUGCCUUGCAGUUAUCCUGGCGGCAUGAGGUCAUCGGCUUGUCUGCUGCUCCUCUUCGGAUUUCAGCUCUACAUCCUAUCAGUGCCUGUGGCGGCCAACGACUUUUCCUCAUUUCUAAGCGCCAAUGGAUCGCUGGCUGUUGUGGUGGAUCAUGAGUACAUGGCCAGGCAUGGCCAAAAUAUUAUGGCACAUUUCGAGAAGAUUCUAAGCGACAUUGUCAGAGAGAACCUGCGGAACGGCGGCCUCAAUGUGCGUUACUUUCGCUGGAGUGCAGUGCGUCUAAAAAAGGAUUUCCUCGCUGCCAUUACGGUGACGGACUGUGCAAACACCUGGAACUUCUACAGAACCACACAGGAGACUUCAGUGCUGCUGAUUGCCAUCACAGACUCCGAUUGUCCAAGGUUGCCUCUCAAUAAAGCUUUGAUGGUGCCACUGGUGGAGCAUGGCGAUGAGCUGCCACAGAUCGUACUCGAUGCCAAGGUGCAACAGAUACUCAACUGGAAGACGGCAGUGGUGCUGGUAGAUCAAACCAUAUUGGAUGACAACUCAGAGCUAAUCAAGUCCAUAGCGCACGAGAGCACCACCAAUCACAUUGCGCCCAUAUCAUUGAUUCUCUACAAGAUUGAUGACUCGCUGCGGGGACAGAAGAAACGCGCGGCACUGCGUCAUGCCUUGUCCCACUUUGCGCCCAUCAAUCACGAGCAAAAGCACCAGCAGUUCCUCGUUGUGUCCAAAAACUACGAGGACAUCAUCGAGAUUGGUGAGACAAUGAACAUGUUCCAUGUGGGCAACCAGUGGAUGUUCUUUGUGCUGGAGAAGAUGCGUCAGGGCUUUGAUGCCAGCACGGUGACCAUCAAUCUGGCGGAGGGUGCCAACAUAGCCUUUGCCCUGAAUGAAACGAAAACGGACUGCAUGGACACGCUCAACUGUACGAUCGCAGAGGUAAGUCUGGCUCUGGUGACGGCCAUUUCACAGAUGACCGUCGAGGAGCAAUCCCUAUACGGUGAGAUCUCCGAUGAGGAGUGGGAGUCCAUACGUUUCACCAAGCAGGAGCGGCAGAAUGAGAUUCUGGAAUACAUGAAGGAUUACCUCAAAAGCAACAGCAAGUGUGCCAGCUGUGCGCGCUGGAGAUUUGAGACAGCCAUCACCUGGGGCAAGAGUCAGGAGAAUCGACAAUUUCGCACGGCACCCACGAGGGAUGCCAGGAACCAGAACUUUGAGUUUGUCAAUUUUGGCUACUGGAGCCCACUGCUGGGAUUCGUUUGCCAGGAGCUAACAUUCCCACACAUCGCGCAGCACUUUCGAAACAUCACCAUGGACAUUGUGACGCUGCAUAACCCGCCCUGGCAAAUACUAACCAAGAACAGUCAGGGCGUCAUUGUCGAACACAAAGGCAUUGCCUUGGAGAUACUCAAGGAGCUGAGUCGGGCCCUGAACUUUAGCUAUUACCUGCACGAGGCGAAGUCCUAUGAGGAUGAGUAUGCCAGCAGUCAAAACACGAACGAGAGCGACGAGCUAUUGGGUUCAAUGACCUUUGGCCUACCCUAUCGCGUGGUGGAGAUGAUUCAGGGCAAUCAGUUCUUUAUGGCCGCAGUGGCCGCCACCGUUGAGGAUGCCGAUAAGAAGCCCUUCAACUACACCCAGCCAGUGAGUGUCCAGAAGUACUCCUUCAUCACUCGCCAGCCGGAUGAGGUGUCGCGCAUCUAUCUGUUUACGGCUCCAUUCACCACAGAGACGUGGGGCUGCCUGGUGGGCAUCAUCUUGGUGACGGCACCCAUGCUGUAUGUCAUCAAUCGCUUUGCGCCGCUGCAAGAGCUCCAAAUCCAUGGUCUAUCAUCGGUCAAGAGCUGCUUCUGGUACAUCUUUGGCGCGCUGCUGCAACAGGGUGGCAUGUACCUGCCAAGAGCUGACAGCGGGCGACUGGUGGUGGGCUUUUGGUGGAUCGUUGUGAUUGUGCUGGUCACCACGUACUGCGGCAACCUGGUGGCCUUCCUCACGUUUCCCAAGUUCCAGCCGGGCGUUGACUAUCUGAAUCAGGUGCAGCGCCACGAAGAAAUCUCACAGUAUGGCCUGCGAAAUGGAACCUUUUUCGAGAAGUACGUGCAAAGGACAACGCGCGAGGACUUCAAACACUAUUUGGCCCGUGCGAUUAUCUACAACAAUGGCCAGGGCGAGGACAUUGAGGCGGUGAAGCGUGGCGAGCGCAUCAACAUCGAUUGGCGCAUCAAUCUGCAGCUGGUUGUGCAGCAGCACUUUGAGCGCGACAAGGAGUGUCGCUUUGCCCUCGGCAAGGAGAGCUUUGUGGACGAGCAGAUCGCCCUGAUUAUGCCCUCGCAGAGCGCCUACUUGCACUUGAUCAAUCAGCACAUUGAUCGCAUGUUUCGCAUGGGCUUCAUCGAGCGCUGGCACAGGACCAAUCUGCCCAGCGCGGACAAGUGUAAUGGCAAGAGCAUCCUCAGGCAGAUCACAAAUCACAAAGUGAACAUGGACGACAUGCAGGGAUGCUUUCUGGUGCUGCUGCUGGGCUUCAUUGUGGCAGUGUUCGUAGGCUGCAUCGAGUUCUGGUUCUAUCGAUUGUACGUCCAAAGCGACAGCCGCAAGCCGACCGUUUUCACCAAUUGAGAAACAUUACACGGACGGGGAGUCGCGUCGGGUUUUUGGGCUUACAACUUGAAAUUUGUAAAAUAGUUUGUUUAAUUUUUGAAAAUUAC